AGACCCACAUUUUCUACUCCCAUGUACUAAACUGAGUUAUUUUGUUUUUGUUUUAUGCAUGUAUGUUAAGUUGGUAUUGUCAGAAAGAACUGAGUAGGCAGUCGUUUGGUUUCUUGGUCUUGUGUAAUUAAUAGUCCAUCUCUUUUAUUGCAACUGCGUUUAUUAGUGUCUCUUCUGUUCCAUAGCUUUCACUGCUUCCUUUGUUAUUAUUAGAGUGAACAGUAGUGAGUAUAGUACUGCUACUACUUACUGCCUUUGUGUAGUGGUGGGUGAAGGUUUUAUUGUUUUUUUGGGGAAAGGAGGCAAAGCAUGGAGUCUGGAUUUUCUUCUUCUUCAAUGGGUUUCAUGGAAAAUGUGGAGCAACCUCAUGUUUUGGCUGUGGAUGACAGUGAUAUUGAUCGGAAACUUAUCGAAAAGCUGCUCAAGAAUUUCUCUUGCAAAGUGACUACUGCAGAAAAUGGGGCAAGAGCAUUGGAGUUUCUAGGCUUGGGAGAUCAUCCAAACCAUUGCAAUGUCUCAAAGGUAAAUCUGGUAAUUACAGAUUAUUGCAUGCCAGGAAUGACAGGAUAUGAACUGCUUAAGAAAAUCAAGGAAUCAUCAGUCAUGAAGGAGGUUCCAGUGGUGAUUAUGUCAUCUGAAAAUAUACCAAAUCGGAUUAGCAAGUGCUUGGAGGAAGGAGCUCAGAUGUUCAUGCUAAAACCGAUCAAACAGUCGGACAUUAAGCAAUUGAGAUGUCAUCUGAUGAAUUGCAGGAGCUGAAACACGUACUUUGGUCUGGAGGAGAAGUGGAGAGAAGCUAAAGAAAUCACCUGCUAAUUUUUGUUUUUAGGUUUUGUUUCCUCAGAACUUGCUAUCUUCACAUUUUGAAUCAGGCAGAUAUUUUGAACAAACAUACAUUUGUUUGACAUU
This is a messenger RNA of Rosa chinensis, 909 nucleotides long. RefSeq names its product two-component response regulator ARR17. NCBI's taxonomy places the organism in Eukaryota, Viridiplantae, Streptophyta, Magnoliopsida, Rosales, Rosaceae. The record is from RefSeq and is a predicted model, not a curated record. Bases 310 to 759 code for a protein of 149 amino acids. Gene Ontology annotation, biological process: phosphorelay signal transduction system; cytokinin-activated signaling pathway. The transcript has 5 exons.